AUGCCUUCGAUCAGGGUUCCGGAUACCGGCCUCAUUCUUGAGAGCUCGGCCGCCUCGGGCAACCCCGUGCCCCCUCAAGCCUUCACCAUCAACCUCUCCGACAAUGUCCUCGAGGACUUGAUCAAGUGCGUACAGAGUGGUGAAGACCUACAACUAUCCUUGGGGAGCAGCCCACCAACGUCAUUAUGGAAGAAGCUCCCCGGCUCCGAGGCACCCAAGAAGGCCGAGCGAGCCAAGGCCAAGCCUGCCCCUUCCACCUCGUCGUCAGGCAUGGACUCGGAUACAGAGAACCUGCAGAACUCCAUCAAAGCGGCCAAUGCAUCGAAGAAGACGUCGCAGGUUAUGGACAAGCCACUGCCGACGAAGAAGGCUGCGGGAACCAAAGCCAAGUCGAAACUGCUGUCGAGCAUGGCCUCGUACGGCAAUGGAGGCGGAAAGUCUUCGCCGUCAUCGCCGGCGCUGGUAGCCGUCAGCUCCCCGUCAACGAACGCCGUCUUCUCAUCUUCACAGCAAGUCGUCGAGAAGUUCAAGGAGCAGCGAUCCAUGAUCGUCCACGAACUUGCUGUGCAAGACCGGUCGGAAGACUACCUGGAAGACCUAUGGAGUGGCAAGGAGGAAGAGUUCAAGCCAGCUCUGGAGAAGGUUGCCCAGUUCGAGAAGGACGCGCAGAAGUGGGCUUUGAGAAAAAACUACUGGAAAGAGUUGGACGUGUGGAAGUACGAUUAUGAUACCCAAGAUACCCGACAGAAAGCGAUCGACAACGCGAUCCGUCAGUUCGAUAAGAUGCGACUGGCAACGACGGAACCCGAGUGGCAGAAGCUCCUGCCCAGGGAGGAGCGAGGCAAGGGCAAGAUUCUCAGCAAGCUGCAAGCGAACAUCGCGAAAGCCUCUGCCGCUCCACCACCGAAGAUUCAGGUGCAGGAGCCUGCCGACGACAACGAAGACGUUCUCAAGGAAACAACCAAGAAGGGCGGCGAAACCAUGUCAAGAUCUUCAUCAAACCCCUUACCGCCGAAGCCAAAGAAGGCUGCCCCCGACCCGCCCCCGGCGAAGAAGUGGAAGUCGCAAAGCAAGGCCGCUACCGCAGCCAAGGCUGCCGCAGAAAAGAAGAAGGAGAAGGCGCCUGCCCCCGGCAAAAAAGUUCUUUCCGCUGAGUUCAUCACGAACUCGGAUUCGGACUCAGAAUCGUCAGAGGACAAGCCAAUGGCGAGCAUUGCGGCAGCCAAACCCAGACCAGCACCCGCGGCAGCCGCCCCCGUCCCUGCACCCAAGAAGAAGCCGGAUACCUCUCUGCCACCGAAGCCCAAGAUUGCCGCGCCAAAGCCUAGGCCGAAGCCGGUUGAGAAGCCCGAGAGGCCUGAGAAGCCCAUCGAGCGACCGGUAGAGAAGUCAAUUGAGCGACCGAAGGAGAGGUCAGUUGAGCGGGAGGCAAUCAAGACGGUCAAGUCGCAGCCGCCUAAGCGACACCGAGAGGAGGAAGCAGACGACAGCAGCUCAAGUUCUGGCGCGCCCCUUGCGAAACGGGCGAAGCAGCCUGAGGCGGCGCCCAUCAAGGCACCCGUCAACCUCAAGCAGCGUCCCGCGGAUGUCUCGCAUGCCUCACCCCGCAAUUCAUCCGGUGUGUCAUUCAAGAGCAAGAACACAUCGCCAGUCAAGUCUUCGCCUCUGGCUUCGUCACCGCCUACGAAUGCUUCAGACUUCGAACAGUCAGCACCCAAGAAGCGCAAGGCCAUGGAAUCUUCCGACUCCUCCAUCGACAGCGCCCGGGCCAAGACCGCCCCCAAGCGCCAACGCGGACUUAGCCCCGACCUGGUCAGCAAGGCCCAGCGUUUCAAGCUGUUCUAUGAAAAGUAUGAGGCUCUGCACUGGGAAAUUGCCGACAUGUCACACCCGCCUGAGGACAAGAUGGCGGACCUGCUCGACAUGCGCGAACGACUGAAGGUCAUGAAGACGGAGAUCUACAGGGAGUGCCCGCCUCCCAUCGCGGUCGCCUAG
Colletotrichum chrysophilum is the source of this 1995-nucleotide messenger RNA. RefSeq lists its product as uncharacterized. Lineage: Eukaryota; Fungi; Ascomycota; Sordariomycetes; Glomerellales; Glomerellaceae. The transcript is spliced from 3 exons. The record is from RefSeq and is a predicted model, not a curated record. The coding region runs from base 1 to 1995 and encodes 664 amino acids.